GAUCCCGCCCCGAUGCUGCGAGCGGCUCCGAUAGUGAGAGUGCCGCCGCCGCCCUCGGCGCAGCCGUCGGCUCCGCCGAACUUGCAAGGAGGUGCGAGCUUGGGCCUACCACAAGAGGGUCCAUCCUUUGCAUGGCGCACCAAUGCCCCCGAAUUCGUGCCGGGCCGUGCAACAGGCAUGCCAGCGUACGAUGUCGUUGACUCCCACCAGGAGGAGGAGGGUGCGAGGACGCCGUCUGAGGAGGAUGACUACCUCCCUCCGCCGGAACCGAUGCCCGCCAUGAACUUCGCCCCACCGCCGGGCCUGGGACGUCCGCCGAGCCCCAGCCGCGCGGAGGGGAGGCAGCAUCUUCGGCCCUCACCGCCGCUGAACAGCUUCCAUGCCCCUCUCGGCGGUGAUGGGGUGCCAGCCGGCACUCUGCGCCCGACGCCACCGUAUCCGUAG
This is a messenger RNA of Symbiodinium necroappetens, 444 nucleotides long. The record is from the annotation of a GenBank genome assembly. Lineage: Eukaryota; Dinophyceae; Suessiales; Symbiodiniaceae.